Molecule: messenger RNA, 2157 nt
Organism: Penicillium bovifimosum
Lineage: Eukaryota; Fungi; Ascomycota; Eurotiomycetes; Eurotiales; Aspergillaceae
Gene: rok1
Product: RNA-dependent ATPase ROK1
Exons: 1
Coding region: 1-2157 (718 amino acids)
Biological process (GO): maturation of SSU-rRNA
Cellular component (GO): 90S preribosome
Molecular function (GO): RNA helicase activity; nucleic acid binding; ATP binding
Source: RefSeq, a predicted model, not a curated record
AUGGAUGCCUUCAAAUUAUUGACACGAGGACAGAAAUUGAAGCCCGCCUCGUCAGCCUCGGAGUCUCGCCUGCCGUCAACUGGGAAAGCUGCCAACCCGCAGCUCUUCCGGACUGCGGAGGCCGACAAGCUCGAGUCUGCUAAGAGUGGUAAAAAAAGAAAAAGAGGCGCUGCCCCUCAAGAGGAUGAAGAAGAUCUACCUGAUCUCGAUUUUUUCAGUUCAAACAAACGCCCUGCAGCCAGCGUGACGGAAACUGCUGCUAUUGCCAAGGGUGAUGAUGAAAAAGUCCCUGCGAAGGAUGCCGUAUCAGAUGAUGACGACGAGUCCAUGGAUGAAGUACAGCGCCGCACCAUCCUGAACUCACACAAGAUCAAGGUUACAGACAUGCGUGGCUUGGAUGAGAUUCAGGCCCAGUCUACACCUACCAGUGAAUCGAAGAAGAAAAAGAAGAAGUCAAAGAAAGACGAGGCGCCGACUCUCAGCAAGAAAGAGCAAAAGCGUGCCCGACGCUUGUUCCCAGAGCCGCUGCUUAGCUUCAAGGAGCUCCGCUCUAAGUACAAGAUUUCCUCGCGACUUGCAGAGAACGUCGCGGAGCAAGGAUUCACGGUACCUACAGAGGUUCAACUUGGAACCCUUCCGUUGCUCCUUGGGAAGUCUUCCGAGCCAGAUCUUCUGGUGGUCGCUCCCACCGGCAGCGGAAAAACCCUGUCAUUUUUGAUUCCCAUGAUCAACAAAAUCGUUCGACACCACCACUCAAAUCCCGACGAGCACGGUAUCCUAGGUGUGGUUGUGGCCCCUACCAGGGAGCUCGCCAGCCAAAUUGUCAACGAGGGUCGCAAGCUAGUGGCUGGAACUGGCGUGAAGAUAACCUUGAUGAAAAAGGGUAUGCGCGUUGCUGAUAGCGGUGAUGCCAAUGUCCUCGAAGAGAAUAGCGAAGAAUCAUCUGGAUCCGAAGAUGAAAACACCGAGAGCAAGCCAACCAAGGACCGAGCCAACAUUCCAGUCACGAAAAGUGAUAUUCUCGUCACCACGCCCCUGACGCUGGUCAACGCUCUAUCUGCGAAUCGGACUACCACCAUGGCAACAUUGCCCCUGGUGCGGAGCCUGGUUAUGGACGAAGCUGACGUCCUCUUGGAUCCGUUGUUCCGGGAACAGACGCUCGACAUUUGGAAGUCAUGUUCACACCCCGAUCUUCGGGUGGGCCUCUGGUCGGCCACUAUGGGAUCCAACAUCGAGGAUCUUACCAAGUCGACCAUCAAAGAGCGACUGGAAGAUCUCAAUCUAAAGCCAAGUGAGCCACACCCGCUGCUUCGUCUAGUUGUAGGGUUGAAAGACUCUGCAAUCCCAAACAUUGAGCAUAAACUCGUCUAUGCCGCUACGGAGCAGGGUAAACUGCUUGGACUUCGUCAACUUCUCCGCCCCGCUGCAGCAUCAGCAUCAGAUAUUCGUCUUCGCCCUCCUUUCCUCAUUUUCACACAGACCAUCCCUCGUGCGGUGGCCUUGCACUCUGAACUCAAAUACGAUAUUCCCGCCGAAGCAGGUGGCUCCUCACGUAUUGCCGUUCUCCACUCCGACCUCUCGGACGGCCAGCGGUCGGACAUCAUGCGCGAUUUCCGCAAAGGCGAGAUCUGGAUCCUGGUCACGACAGACCUGCUAGCUCGUGGCGUCGAUUUCCGCGGCAUCAACGGUGUGGUCAAUUACGAUAUCCCCAACUCAGCCGCUGUGUAUGUUCACCGCGUGGGACGAACCGGUCGUGCUGGUCGCGAGGGCGGUAUCGCCGUGACAUAUUACACCAAAGAAGAUAUUCCCUACGUGAAGAGCAUUGCCAACAUUAUCGACGUCAGCGAAAAGCUACGUGGGACAGAAGGCGACAAGUCUAUUCAGAAAUGGUUGCUCGACGCUCUGCCCAAUCUGAGCAAGAACAGCAAGAAAGACUUGAAGAGGCAUGGCGUCAAGGAGCGCCAGUCUGCGAGAUUGAAUGAGAAAGAGGACGAUGGAAAGGGCGCUCGUGGUAUGAGAAUCAGCACAAAGAGUGGUUUCGAGCGUCGACUGGAGAAUAAAAAGAAGGGCGCUAUCGCCGCCAGCCGCAACAGAAAGGCUGCGGCGGCAGCAAGUGGUAAUGCUAGUGACACUGGCAGCUGGGCUGGACUGGACUGA